AUGUGGGAAGAGGAUGGUGGAAAUAAGAACAAUUAUGCUAGAGAAGGUGGGGAGGAGGAUGAUUUGUCUCUGCUGACAGCACUACUGGAAGAAAACGAGUUGACCUUGGGCUGCAGCUCCGAAGAGGGACUCUCCUCAGCCCAGGCAGAGGGCAGUUCUGACACAUUUGAUGAGCUCUUUGAUGCUGAAGGUGAUGAUGAAUCUUUCACAGAGGAGGCAGAUGAUGGAGAGGUGGAGAAAACCGAAAGCCAAAAAGAAAAUUUGGCCACUCUAUUUGGAGACAUGGGAGACUUAACAGACGAAGAAGAAGGCCCAUCAUUACAGUCAACUAAAAACAGAGCUGCUCCUGCUCCUGCUCGUGUUCCUGCUUCCAGACAAGAGAAAACAAAUCAAGAGUUGCAAGAUGAAUUAAGGAAGUUGCAAGAGCAAAUGAAGUCCUUACAAGAACAGCUAAAAAUAGCAACAAUUACAAAACCUGUGGGUUCAGCUCUGCGACACCAAUCCCCUGGUAAUAAAACUAUAAUUCUAAGGAUAAAGAAAGUUCAGAGGAUUCAAGAAUCACCAUGCUUUUCUGCAGAGCUUGAUGCCCCUGCUCUACCAAAGACCAAGCGAGUGGCUCGGACACCAAAGAUUUCUGCAGAGCCCAUGACUUCACCUCCAGUGAGUGUACCCUCCCAACUGCUCCAAACCAUUCCUGAGAAUAAACCCAGUGAGAUGACUAGAGACCAGAGGGCAGGGGCCCCCAUGUGUCCCGAAGAGACAGCUCAGUCAGUCUCUGUGGAAGCCUUCUCUGGCCUACGGCUCAGGCGGCCUCGAGUGUCUUCUACUGAAAUGGACAAGAAAAUGACUGGCCGGAAACUGAUCCGACUAUCUCAACUCAAGGAAAAGAUGGCAAGGGAGAAGCUGGAAGAAGUAGACUGGGUGACAUUUGGGGUUAUAUUAAAGAAAGUCACUCCACAGAGUUCUAACAGCGGGAAAACAUUUAGCAUCUGGAGAUUGAAUGAUCUCCGUGACCUGACCCAGAACGUAUCUCUGUUCCUGUUCGGAGAGGUUCACAAAGAGCUCUGGAAAACAGAGCAGGGGACUGUCAUUGGGCUGCUCAAUGCCAACCCCAUGAAGCCCAAAGAUGGCUCAGAAGAGGUAUGCUUGUCUAUUGACCACCCUCAAAAGGUCUUAAUUAUGGGGGAAGCUCUUGACCUGGGAACUUGUAAAGCAAAGAAGAAGAAUGGAGAGCCGUGUACACAGACUGUGAACCUGAAAGACUGCGAGUAUUGCCAGUACCACAUCCAGGCCCAGUACCGGAAGCUCAGUGCAAAGCGUUCUGACUUGCAGUCUACCUUCUCUGGAGGACGAGUUCCUAAGAAGUUUGCCCGCCGAGGCCCUAGCCUGAAAGAACGGCUAUGCCAUGAUGGCUUUUACUAUGGAGGAGUUUCUUCAGCAUCUUACGCAGCCUCGAUAGCAGUAGCUGGGGCUCCUAAAAAGAAGAUUCAAACCACUCUGACCAACCUGGUGGUGAAGGGCUCGGACAUGAUCAUUCAAGAAACUCAACGAAAACUCGGAAUACCCCAGAAGAGCUUGUCCUGCUCUGAGGAAUUCAAGGAAUUGAUGGACUUGCCUACAUUUGGAGCCAGAAACUUAAAACAGCAUCUAGCCAAAACCAAGUCCUCAGGCAUCAUGGGGAGCCCAGCACCUGCUAUUCAGUCUAUCUCUGCCUCAGCACUCUUGAAGCAGCAGAAACAACAAAUGUUAGAGAUGAGGAGAAAGAAAUCAGAAGAAAUCCAGAAAAGAUUUCUUCAAAGCUCCAGUGAGGCCAAGAACCCAGUUGUGCCAUCCUCCUCUCAACAGCCCCCUUCCCAGUCUCCACCAGCGGGCACUGAAUUUCCUAGACUAGAAAGAACCCCAGGAGCUCACACACCCAAGCUUGGGCGAGGCAUCUCAGAAGGAGAUGAUGUCAUCUUUUUUGAUGAAUCACCACCACCAAGACCAAAACUAAGUGCUUUAGCAGAAGCCAAAAAGUUAGCUGCUAUUAAGAAGUUAAAGGCAAAGGGCCAAAUUCUUACAAAAACAGAUCCAAACACCAUUAAAAAGAAGCACAAAGACCUCCAGGAAAUACUGGAAGUGAAGGAGCGCGUAGAGAAGAAUGCCUCACUUUCUCCUCCAGCUGAGGAUGAAUUGGAACCUGCCAAGAAGAAAAGGAGAGAACAGCUUGCCUACCUGGAAUCUGAAGAAUUUCAGAAAAUUCUAAAGGCAAAAUCUAAACACACAGGGAUCAUAAAAGAGGCUGAGGCUGAGCUGCAGGAACGCUACUUUGAACCACUGGUGAAAAAGGAACAAAUGGAAGAAAAGAUGAGAAGCAUCAGAGAAGUGAAGUGUCGAGUUGUGACCUGUAAGACAUGUGCCUACACCCACUUCAAGCCCCUGGAGACAUGUGUCAGCGAGAAUCACGACUACCACUGGCACGAUGGUGUGAAAAGGUUCUUCAAGUGCCCCUGUGGAAACAGAGCCAUCGCCCUUGAUAGGCUCCCCAACAAGCACUGCAGUAAUUGUGGCCUCUUCAAAUGGGAACGGGAUGCAAUGCUAAAGGAAAAGACAGGUCCAAAAAUAGGAGGAGAGACUUUGUUACCAAGAGGAGAAGAACAUGCCAGAUUCUUGAAUAGCCUUAAAUAACCCUGGCCGCAAACUCCCACCUCCAUUGCUCUUGGUGGCCCUGGAAAGCAAGGUAUAUGUUGCUGAUCAGCAGUCACCACAAUAUGGGUUAAGCCACUUAGCUCUGCCUACUGUCAUCCAUUGUGUUGCUUUAACACCAUUUAAUAUUAACCUUCAAGUGGAAACUCAAGAUGAUCUUCCCUGUCCUCACUCCUACAUGACUCCACAUUCAUACAAAUGUUGCUUUCCUCCAAACUGGAAGGUAAAUGGAAACCUGUGAUGUUUUUUAAUCUCUUGGGUUGUUGAGUAUGUGGUAUGGCAUCCAUAUCACAGUAAAAGUCAAGUGUUUACAUAGACACCAGAGGAUAAAGAAUUGACUUUGUUUACCCCAGAGAAGUUACUUCUCUGCAAAAUGUUGGAGGUUGAACUAAGGGAUCUUGAAAUGUAUCCUUCAGCUCUCCAUUUCUACAAAUACUAUAACUUCUCUAGCUACUUAUGAUCAUGGCCUAUCAGAUAGUCUUGAAAUGCUAAUAUUAUAAACCAGGUUCUUUUUGCCCUGUUUUCUCUUUUUUGUUCUUUAUAAAUGAUUUAAGUUGAUGAACUAUUUGACAUCUUAAUUCAUUACUGUGUGCCAUUAUGACAUUGUGAAACUCUAUAAUAGCCAUACUUUAAAUCUUAACGUCUUUGAGUAUGACAAUGAAAAUUUGAAACCUCUAACCAAAGUGAAUGCAAAGUUUGGGAAGCCAUUAAGUAUGACUAAAAAUCAGCAAUAUGCCAUCAAGACUGGAGUCUGGGACUUGCAGAUCUACUUUGUUAUACAGUUCAACAACUGUAUUGCGUUGUUGGAAAAGUCAUGACAUCGUAGAAGGUGCUGUGUCUGACCUUGUGCUUCCUCUGUACGAGUCCGUCAUUUUCAGAAGGUUUUAUUUUUAUUUCGUUUGUAACUAACAAAAUAAUUAAAUAUUUGGUUCUUCCUAAGAACUAAAAGCUCCUUGAACUGCUGAUAGUGCUAGAGGCUUAUUUAAAGCAGAUUAACUCCAGGGCUUAAAAUAGAGCUAUGUAUUUGACAUAGGUCCCAGUGGAGUGACCUUCCAAAACUUGAAAAUGCCCUUAGACACAUCACUAAGGGUGUCCUUAGUCUCAAGUCACUUGUGUGUUACAACUUCGUAUUUGUGAUAGUCUCGAAAAGGCCCAUGAUAAGUCAAAUAUUUAUGCAAGUAGUAUACAAUUUUUGCAGAGUUGAUUGUGAGCAGAAUCCAGAUGACAUCCUUUUUUAAAUUCUUAAUUAAAUUUUUUAAUGUUUAAAUGCGGUUAUUUCUCUAUUGGUUAGAUUGUGGCAAGGAUACUUUGAUUUGAGUGGCUCUGCGUGAGCUUUUCUAGCAUAUUCAGGAAUGAAAAGGGGUAGAAGGGUCUUGCUUGUAUUAAAAAGAUGAUUCAUCAACAAAAUCAGCCCUUUUUUUUUUUAAUCCUACCCUCUUUGUCAAUGGUAUUAAAUGCUUCCAUAUAAAUCCAAA
This is a messenger RNA of Erinaceus europaeus (western European hedgehog), 4160 nucleotides long. It is a transcript of the gene MCM10, whose product is annotated as minichromosome maintenance 10 replication initiation factor. Gene Ontology annotation, biological process: DNA replication; DNA replication initiation. The coding region runs from base 1 to 2667 and encodes 888 amino acids. Gene Ontology annotation, cellular component: replication fork protection complex; nucleus. Gene Ontology annotation, molecular function: DNA replication origin binding; single-stranded DNA binding. The record is from RefSeq and is a predicted model, not a curated record. NCBI's taxonomy places the organism in Eukaryota, Metazoa, Chordata, Mammalia, Eulipotyphla, Erinaceidae. The transcript has 19 exons.